AAUAAGUAAUUAGAAUAACUUGAACAGAACGAGCUCUGAACCUUAUUUAAUGUAUUCAGUCGUAAAAAUAUUUAGACUCUAGAUUUGUUCCGAUUCGAUUUGGUCUUAGAUUGAUCAACCGCCCUAACUUUGUAAACUUGCGAACUUGCAGGUGGGGAUGUUCACUCCAAUAUAUACGAUCUGAUCCGCGUUUUCGGACAUCCAAAAUUUUUGAAUUCACAAAAUCUAUUCCAUGUCUGAUCCAGAAAUCUUCGAAUAUCUAGUUUCCAAUUUCUUAAAUUUUGGUUCAAAUCAAUGAAAUAUCCAAUUUGUAUUUUUAUUGUUCGAAUUCUUAUUUUUCUAAUUAUUCUAAGAAAACAUUUGGGAUGAAUUUUUAUUUUUGAAUAGUGGAGCUCAAAAUUAAUUUAAAAUUUAAAACUGAACGUGUUUGAAAUGUCAUAUUACUUUGAGAGUUUUAUUUAAGUCAUAAUUUUAUAAAUGUCUUGAAAAAAAAUAUUCACAUAAUAAACAAAUAUAACAUGACAAAAUGACUAAGAGUGCAAAACUUGGAUUGGGCUUUGAUUUAAUAAUUAUUGUGAUAAGAAUGAAUUAGUCUUAUUUUGGUUGAGUUUGGUUUUGUAUUUGUUUUUUUAAACUUAAAGUUUGGAUAUUUGUGGAUAUCCGAAAUUUUAAUAUUCUAUUCCAUAUUUAAUCUAGUUUUUCAAAUAUCUGAUUAGAAAUAUUUAAAAGCUAAAAUAUCAGAUUGGAUAUCCAUUUUUCGUAUCGAAUCAACCUGGAUCGUGGACAUAUUCUUUUGAUUGGGUCGAACCCUAAGUAGAUUUUUUGGAUUGGAUACUUUUGAACAUCCCUACGUGCACAUAUGAAACAAUUUUGGAAUGUUCGGGUUUUAUGCUAUCUCACGUCAUGUCACGUUAUAUUCAAAUGUUGCGGAAUACUUCGGGUCACAAGUCUAUCACACUUUAUCUCAUAUUAUUUGGGAUCAGGGCAAAACCUAACGAGUUCAAAUUUUUCUGCUUUGUUCCUUUCCAAUGUUAGCGAUAAAUUACAUAAUCAAAUGGGGAGACAAUUCAAGAAUUUAAUUUUUGAAAUAAAAACAUAAGAAUUGAUAUGAGUUAUUAAUUUCUGAACAUUACUUGAAAUAAUUUCGAAAUGGCACCAGAACAUUUUGAAACGGGGCAACGAGAACGAGAUUCACGCCCACUGAAAACAAGAAGGGAAACAAAACUCAUAAAGUAGUGGUGAAAGAAGUGAUCAAUAAUUCAAAAAAAAAAAAGAAAAGAAAAACUUACCCAAAAGAAAAACAGAGAAAAUUGGAUAAACCGUUGUCAGGUGGCCACGUAGGAUCCAACGCUUGUCUCCCUUUAUUUACUCCCUACAUAACCUUCAUCUUCCUCAAUUGUGCCCACCCCACACACUACAAUAAUCUCUAUAUUUAUUUAUAGAGUUAUUUAUUUAUCGCAAUAAUUCUAUGCUGCAUUUACAAUUUUGACUCGUAUUUAUUGAUCAAUAAAUUUCCGGGCGAUUAUCGAGAGGAUAUGGUCCCGCGGUGUGGAGGCAGCGGCCACGGCGGAGAUUCGCCGCCGAUUCCGUCCGCCGCUUACGGCGAGAUCAUGCUCUUCGGCGUGCGGGUGAAGGUGGACCCCCUGAGGAAGAGCGUCAGCCUGAACGACUUGUCGCAGUAUGAGCAGCCGUGUUACGGCAACUGCGAUCCGGCCAAAUCGGCCGCCGCCGCGGAAGAAGAAGGAUACGGUUCUGCGGACGAUGUCGCUCCUAACCUGUCUAGCUGCGGCGGCCGCGAGCGGAAGCGAGGAGUCCCAUGGACAGAGGAAGAGCACAAGCUGUUCCUGUUGGGAUUGCAGAAAGUUGGAAAGGGAGACUGGAGAGGAAUCUCAAGGCAUUUCGUGAAGAGUCGGACGCCCACGCAGGUGGCAAGCCACGCCCAGAAAUACUUCUUGAGGAGGAGCAACCUCAACCGCCGCCGCCGCCGGUCUAGCCUCUUCGAUAUCACCACCGACUCGGUGUCUCUAUAUUCAAUGGAGGAAGGAAAAGCUUCGAACGAAAGCUUGGGUCCUCAGGUUGUAACGCCCACAUCAGUACUGUCAAUUGGUGAACCAACCCUCCAAACCAAUGGCUUCCCACAGGCCCCUCCCUCUCCUAGGCUUUCAAUCACAGAGAAUCUGGACCCCACAUCUUUGUCCCUGAGUUUGUCCCUCCCUGGAGGUCACCACCAAUAUGGCCACACCCCUCCCUUCUUGGGCACCUCAGUCUUCAACAAUAAUGGGGGCAGUGGAAUCAGUGUCUUAUGACCCGAAAGAUCCGGACCGACCGAAUGACCGGGGCGGGUAGGACGUCGGGAAUUGCCCAGGUAACGUGGGUAAAAUUUACCAUUAUAACCCUACCGUGUAGUAGCGGGUAUUUUUACCACCGUUACCUGACACAUAUUUUCCCGGAGUCCUUGCGUACCCCCGUCAUAUGUUUACAUGUAUGAGGUAAUAACUGGGCUGAGCAAAAACUUUGCUGGGGUAUUUUGAUGUAUUGUACAGGGAGAGACAGACACAAGAAAUUUUUGCCAGGCCUUGCUGUACUUGUCUAAUGUUUUGUUCUUAUCUUAUAGAGUGCUCUUUAUAUUACUUCUUCUCUGCUUUUCCUAUGGUUGUAUUUGUUUACUUUGACUUUUUCGAGUUAAAUAGGAUAAACAUUAAUCAUCAGU
Molecule: messenger RNA, 2710 nt
Organism: Cuscuta campestris
Lineage: Eukaryota; Viridiplantae; Streptophyta; Magnoliopsida; Solanales; Convolvulaceae
Source: the annotation of a GenBank genome assembly